Molecule: messenger RNA, 324 nt
Organism: Kwoniella mangroviensis CBS 8507
Lineage: Eukaryota; Fungi; Basidiomycota; Tremellomycetes; Tremellales; Cryptococcaceae
Product: 60S ribosomal protein eL42
Exons: 4
Coding region: 1-324 (107 amino acids)
Biological process (GO): translation
Cellular component (GO): cytosolic large ribosomal subunit; ribosome
Molecular function (GO): structural constituent of ribosome
Source: RefSeq, a predicted model, not a curated record
AUGUUCAACCUCGUCAACAGGACUCGUCGAACCUACUGCAAGGGUAAAGCCUGCAAGAAGCACACCCCUCACAAGGUGACCCAAUACAAGAAGGGUAAAGAUUCUCUUGCUGCCCAAGGAAAGCGACGAUACGACCGAAAACAAUCCGGUUACGGUGGUCAAACCAAACCCGUUUUCCACAAGAAAGCCAAGACUACCAAGAAAGUCGUACUCCGACUCGAAUGUACCAUCUGUAAGACCAAGCACCAACUUUCUCUCAAGCGAUGCAAGCACUUCGAGCUCGGUGGUGACAAGAAACAAAGAGGUGCCGCCAUCUCUUUCUAA